Molecule: messenger RNA, 1437 nt
Organism: Melitaea cinxia (Glanville fritillary)
Lineage: Eukaryota; Metazoa; Arthropoda; Insecta; Lepidoptera; Nymphalidae
Gene: ChLD3
Product: chitin deacetylase 1
Exons: 8
Coding region: 16-1437 (473 amino acids)
Biological process (GO): carbohydrate metabolic process
Cellular component (GO): extracellular region
Molecular function (GO): chitin binding; protein binding
Source: RefSeq, a predicted model, not a curated record
CGAAAGGAAGAUGUAAUGUGGACGAGUGACGAGUGCUCCCGCUACUACCUUUGCUUAGAAGGCGAUGUGUUCGACUUCCAAUGCUCUAAAGGUCUACUCUUCGAUGUCAACCGACAACUGUGCGAUAUGCCGCAAAACGUACACAAUUGUGACCUUACAACUGAAACAUUAAUACCUAAGCCACUGUUGGAAGACGCGAGAUGCGCUAACGAGACACAUCUCGGUUGCUCUGACAAUACUUGUGUUCCCGCUGAAUAUUUUUGCGAUGGUUCUUCUGAUUGCGAAGAUUCUUCUGAUGAGGGUUGGUGCGAUGUCACCUACGAUCCCAACGCCGCUGCACCUUGCGACACAGGUCUGUGUCACUUACCCGAAUGCUUUUGCACGAAGGAUGGAAAUCAAACGCCCAACAACCUUGUUCCGAGCCAGACACCACAAAUGAUAACUCUAACAUUCGAUGGGGCAGUUAACCACGAAAACUGGGACACGUAUUCGAGGCAUCUCUUUACGCCUGAUCGCACAAAUCCUAACGGAUGUCAUAUAAGGGCGACAUUCUUUGUAUCGCAUCCGUACACUAACUACCGACACGUACAGAAAUUGUGGAACGAUGGACACGAAAUCGCAGUUCACUCUAUAACACAACGCGGCCCGGAGGAAUGGUGGUCAAAGAAUGCUACCGUCGAAGACUGGUUCGACGAAAUGGUCGGACAAGCUAACAUAAUCAAUAGAUUCGGAAAAGUUUGGAUGGAAGAUUUCAGAGGAAUGCGGGUUCCAUUUUUGUCUGUUGGAUGGAACAGACAAUUUCUUAUGAUGCAGGAGUUCGGCUUCGUGUAUGACGCUACAGUGGUAGCGCCAUUAGCCAAUCCUCCGUACUGGCCAUAUACGUUAGACUACAAAAUGCCUCAUCCUUGUACAGGAAACAAUCAAUACUGUCCUACAAGAAGCUACGCUGGUUUAUGGGAAAUGGUCAUAAAUCCCCUUGUCAAUGGUGACCACACUUGCGCCACGUUAGACUACUGUCCCUCUAAUAUCACCGGAGAUGACGUAUAUGAAAUAUUAUUAAACAAUUUUAAACGACAUUAUUUAAAAAAUCGAGCACCGUUUGGUGUACAUCUUAGCGCGACGUGGUUGAAGAAUACUAACUACUUGACUGCUUUGAAGAAAUUCAUAGAUGAACUGCUAAAACUUCCUGACGUUUACUUCGUUACCUAUCGUCAAGUAAUCGAUUGGAUAAAACGACCAACGCCGGUUUUACAACUCCGAAAGUUUCAACCAUGGCAGUGUAACAACCGCCACUUCGAAGAAAUGGAAAUUGCUUGCAAUAAACCAAAUACUUGCAAAUUACCUUCUAAAGUCUUAGAACACGACAAGUAUAUGAUUACAUGCAUGGAUUGUCCAAAAUCUUAUCCCUGGAUAAGAAACGAAUUCGGUUUUGAAUGA